This is a messenger RNA of Varroa destructor (honeybee mite), 1225 nucleotides long. RefSeq lists its product as uncharacterized. The record is from RefSeq and is a predicted model, not a curated record. Lineage: Eukaryota; Metazoa; Arthropoda; Arachnida; Mesostigmata; Varroidae.
CUGCUAGAUAACGUUGAGCUAAUGUACACCUUCCGACCACUUCCAAACGACAUCUAAUUUAAACCAAUAUAGUACCUAAAGUACUGGAACAGUAAAUAAAUGUACAUCUUACUUAUCGAUGCAUUGCUUUUGUAACGUCCGUCUUGCGCAUGAACUAAGGGGUGUUAAUGCUAUAAUCAGCUACUGAUUGUACGACACGCCUGUUGAAACAAGUCACAAGGUCGGCUUGUUACGUAACUCGCUAUGCCUGAUAGAAACAACAAUGGACGAAAACGUCUCUAAUAAUUAUUAUGCCACAAUUCUAAAAUUUUGACAUGAUAUUAUUUAUGUGUCCUCUGUGGACAUCGGAAAAUUCGAGCAACCCUCACUUCAGAAACAUAAGAAUUACCGUAUCGUUUUUCAGUAGCGACAAUGAUGUACUUUCUGCAGAAUAGCACGCCUGAUGGCAUGUUUAUUCGAUUCAAUGCAUGCUUCACAAGUGGAGAACUCAAGGAGAUGUACGAUAUAUUUGAGAAAAACGAGACAGGUGAACAAAAACAACAGAUCAUCGCCAAUGAGCUACGCUCAUUUUUAAAUGGCUUGCACCGUUUAAGCGGCCGCUUUGUCGUUGUGGUCGGAGAGCGAUUCUGUGUUGAAGAUGCAGACCCAAAACAACAUUGGGAUAUGGCACUGUUUGCACAGUUUCAGCCUACGACAAAAAACCUCAAUCCGCUGGACGUAGUCAUCGUGAAAGGACUAUUAAGAACGGGAUCGCUGCCGCCUGCAGAACAUGAUAUUGGCAUGCCAUUCCUUCGGUUGCCCAUUUUACAAACAGACCUGCCAAGCUCGUUCCACUCAGUAGUGCGUUCGCUGCUAGCGUCCAGCAGCUCAGCACAAGGGUCUAUAUGUGAUCGGAUUGCGCGUGACAUCGGACAUUACCUCAAUCAAGUCUUGUCCACUUUUCGAGUUCUUGUUAUUGUAGGCCAAUCCGUGAGUGUCUUGCCGCCUUCAGAGCGUUACGUCAUCUAUUGGGGUACUGCAGACGGUCUGACUGUGUUCGUAGUUCAGCUAGGUCGGAUUUAAAGGCAUUAGAACCCUACCAUGAUAUAUUCUCUUUUGGAUUCGACCUUCUACAGAAGCUAAUAAUAACAAAACUGAAACGCCGGCAAGCGCAGUCAGGUAAAUGUCGAUAUAAGAUGACCGACGAAACCAAACAUCGAUUUGUACAUUAAUGUGAAGGACAUUU